Ostreococcus lucimarinus CCE9901 is the source of this 567-nucleotide messenger RNA. RefSeq lists its product with no specific name. The coding region runs from base 1 to 567 and encodes 188 amino acids. Lineage: Eukaryota; Viridiplantae; Chlorophyta; Mamiellophyceae; Mamiellales; Bathycoccaceae. The record is from RefSeq and is a predicted model, not a curated record. The transcript has a single exon.
AUGGCGCUCGCGCGCGCGCGAAUCGCGCCCGUCGCGCCCGUCGCGCGCGACGCGCGGGCGACGCGCGCGACGACGUCGAGGCGCGAGCUCGCGGGCGCGGUCGCGCUCGUCGCGACGCUCGGGCGAUGCGACGGCGCGCGCGCAUCGCGCGAUGCGAUGGAUUACGACGCCGACACGCUCGACGCGCUCGACGCGGCGACGCGGGUGGUGCGAGGGAAGGCGAGGGAGGGCGAUCGCGCGCGGAUCGACGGAUGGUACGAGCGGAACAAGCGGCGGUACGAUAACGCGACGCGAGGGAAGUCGUUCUUGAUGACGACGAAGACGCUGCGAUACGCCGCGGGACGCGAGCGGAGCGAGACGUUCGACGAGGCGAAGUUUGAUGAAUGGGUGAAGCUUUCGCGAGCGCUCACCGAUGGGUCGAUGAGCGUGAAAGAGCAGCGCGAGGCGUACGGCGCGGCGGUUUGGGCGAAUAACGAUAAGAGCGACGCGAAGAAUCGAAUCGGGCUCUGCGCGUUCGGCGCGACGGGGCCGACGCGAGCGCUCGGUAUCGAUUGUUCGGGCUUUUAG